Mizuhopecten yessoensis (Yesso scallop) is the source of this 3659-nucleotide messenger RNA. Its product is annotated as NXPE family member 3-like. NCBI's taxonomy places the organism in Eukaryota, Metazoa, Mollusca, Bivalvia, Pectinida, Pectinidae. The record is from RefSeq and is a predicted model, not a curated record. Bases 175 to 1788 code for a protein of 537 amino acids. The transcript has 4 exons.
CUGGGUUCAUUCUGUAUUCUCGACAGAACUAUAUUAAGCAGUAUGCAAAUUGAGAUUAUGUAAUCGCGGAUGUGAGCCUCUGCGGUAUCAAUACGCAAAGUAGUGCAAAUACCUGGUCAGACUUAACAUCAUUACAGGUGAACAUUCCAAGAAGAAGGGAAGUGUGUUUAUAACAUGUCUGUUCAUAAAUCAGUUUAUUUUAGAAGAAUACUGAUAUGUGUUGCAGUAACGACAGUUAUAUGGAUUUUUUUCCUCCUGUACUUAAAGGAUACCGAGAAAUGGUUAACUCCAGCAGUGUUCCCGUGUCCAAAAGAAGAAUACGAUUUUGAUGAACGCCGGACCUUGUCAAUGAAAGCUUUAGAACGAUUGGACACAUAUAUGAACUUCACCGACUUCAUAUCGUUAGUGAAUAUCACUACAUCAAUGGUAAGUAUAAGGAACAAUAAAUCUGACGUCAUAAUCGGAGAUGACAUUAAAGUCGACAUUGUGUUGUACAACGGAAGAGGAGAGCGGUCAACACAGGGAGGUGACAUGCUCAGGGUGUGGCUCCGAGAACCUUCCCUUAAUGCUUCCGUUUCCGGUUAUGUGGUUGACCAUGAUGACGGCUCCUACACGGGGAUUGUCAAAGCUAUGUGGGCCGGCAGUCCAGAGUUGAUGUUUUCUAUUGGAAAUACAAAGGAACAUGUCGGAAUUUAUAUGAAUCUCGCACAUAAAUACGGGUUGAUAACGUUCUUAAAAGCAGGAUUUGAAAAACAAACCGUGAGAGAAUCAACGUUAUGCAGCGUUGUACCAAAUAUUCCUAAUGUGACAGAAUACUGCAACUUUACAUCCCAGAACUAUAACUUCUCGUUUUUCUGUGGUAAACCAAACACAUUGGGUUGUGCAGACUGGAUUUGGUAUGAGCGAACCUCUACUCAUCCUAGCAAUGCGAAGCAAGACUAUUUAUUUUUAAAUAACAAGUAUUUCAAGAAACGUGUUGGAAAGCUGAUUGUAUUAGCUGGUUCUGGAGCCACAGGAGAAUCAAAUGUCUCCUGCAAUGACGUCAGCAGUGCCAUUACAUGGCAGACAACCAACCCGACUGGAUACUUCUACAAAGGCAAUUGGCGAUCAAUGAUCUGUAAACCCACACUCUCAUGGAAGUAUGAAUCUUACGCCAAAUGUCUCAAGAACCGUCCGGUACUCAUGACAGGCGAUUCUACCACAAGAAACUGGUACUCACCUUUAACAGCACUGUUAAGGUUACGCGUAUUCGUUGGGCUCCAUGAAGUAAAGGAUAAAGCAUGGCAGAAAUUUGCUGAAGCAAGAAAUAUAAAGGAAUCAUUAUUGAUGUAUUGGACCCCACACGAAAUCCCGUUCUACAGUUAUCAACAAAACAAGCACAACUUCCGAUCUGUAGCCUCGAGAAUAGACGAUUUGCCCGAAAACAAAAGUGCCAUAGUUAUAUUACAUUGGUUCGGCCAUAUGACAAGAACAACUCCACAGCAUUUCAGGAAGCAUAUAACGAGUGCUAAAGACGCCAUAGUGCGACUUCUGAGAAGGUCGCCCCAUUCUAGCAUUCUCAUAAAGGGUCCUCACUCUUACACAUAUAGGAUUUUUCUUGAACCAUUUGAUUACAUCAGCAGAAUCUACGGACAGAUACUAUACGAAGAAUUCAGAGAUUUACAAGACAAAGUGUAUUACAUUGAUCAAUGGGAUGCAACAGUAGGAAACGAAAAUAUCGACAUACACCCAAACGUGUCCUUUAAUCCACUUAUGGUCAAUUUCGUAUUUUCAUUCAUUUGUAGGUGAUGGGUAUUAUCAUAGGUGUCAACCAAACGUUCAGGACAAUAACUGAUGUCAUUUUAAUUAAUACAGAAACAAAUGUAUGUUAUAUUGACUGAUAAAAGAACAUGUCUAACUUCUCUAAAAAUAUGACAAACGCUUAAAGAUACACUUGAUCAAAGAUAUCAAAGACAAAAAUUAAAUGAUAUGUUGUGAUGUCUUAAGAAUGUGUUAUUUCACAUUCCGAUAUAUUUCUGACAUUUUUGUCUACAGGAUGUCAGUAAUAAUCACCUUGCUUCAAUAUUAUGACAUUGGCACUUACCUACAGUAGGACAUUCAUGGCUAACUCAAUGGCAUUUACAUUCACUAAGACAUUCUGACUAACUCACGACUAAAAUCAUACGAAUUUUCCAGCAGAAGGACUUUCAUGGCUAAAUCACUACCAACCACAAUAACAUUUACCUACAGUAGGACUUAACUCACUAGUAACAUCAAUGAUAUUUACCCACAGUAGGACAUUCAUGGUUAACUCACUACCAAACUCAAUGACAUUUACCCACAGUAGGACAUUCAUGGUUAACUUACUACCAAACUCAAUGACAUUUACCCACAGUAGGACAUCCAUGGUUAGCUCACUACCACACUCAAUGACAUUUACCAACAGUAGGACAUUCAUGGUUAGCUCACUACCAAACUCAAUGACAUUUACCCACAGUAGGACAUCCAUGGUUAGCUCACUACCAAACUCAAUGAAUUUACCCACAGUAGGACAUUCAUGGUUAACUCACUACCAAACACAAUGAUAUUUACCAACAGUAGGACAUUCAUGGUUAACUCACUAGUAACAUCAAUGACAUUUACCUACAGAAGAAUAUUCGUGGCUUACUCUCUACCAAACUCAAUGGCCUUUUAAUCAAAAUAGAAAAAGUAUUGGCUAACAAACCACCAAUAUCAAAGGCAGUUACCUUCAGAAAGACAUUCUAAGUGACUCACUACCAAACCUAACAGCAUUUACCUUCAGUGAAACAUUCUGACUAUAACUAACUAUCAAUCUCCAUGGCAUUUAUCUACAGAUAUACAUCCUGGCUAAUUAACUAUCAAUCUCCAUGGUAUUUAUCUACAGAUAUACAUACUGGCUAACUAACUAUCAAUCUCAAUGUCAUUUAUCUACAGAUAUACAUUCUGGCUAACUAACUAUCAAUAUCAAUGGCAUGUAUCUACAGAUAUACAUUCUGGCUAACUAACUAUCAAUCUCAAUGUCAUUUAUCUACAGAUAUACAUUCGGGCUAACUAAUUAGCAAUCUCAAUGGCAUUUAUCUACAUAUAUACAUUCUGGCUAACUAACUAUCAAUCUCAAUGGCAUGUAUCUACAGAUAUACAUUCUGGCUAACUUACUAUCAAUAUCAAUGUCAUUUAUCUACAGAUAUACAUUCUGGCUAACUAACUAUCAAUAUCAAUGGCAUGUAUCUACAGAUAUACAUUCUGGCUAACUAACUAUCAAUCUCAAUGUCAUUUAUCUACAGAUAUACAUUCGGGCUAACUAAUUAGCAAUCUCAAUGGCAUUUAUCUACAUAUAUACAUUCUGGCUAACUAACUAUCAAUCUCAAUGGCAUGUAUCUACAGAUAUACAUUCUGGCUAACUUACUAUCAAUAUCAAUGUCAUUUAUCUACAGAUAUACAUUCUGGCUAACUAACUAUCAAUAUCAAUGGCAUGUAUCUACAGAUAUACAUUCUGGCUAACUAACUAUCAAUCUCAAUGUCAUUUAUCUACAGAUAUACAUUCGGGCUAACUAAUUAGCAAUCUCAAUGGCAUUUAUCUACAUAUAUACAUUCUGGCUAACUAACUAUCAAUCUCAAUGGCAUGUAUCUACAGAUAUACAUUCUGGCUAACUUACUAU